GUCUUAUCACCCCCAUAAACGUCAACCACAAUAUCCUGGUUACUUGUUCCUCUAUAGUACUGCCAAUUAACCUGUUUUUAAUCCUUUGGCUGCUUCGUGUUUAUCUACACCUAUAUAUAUAUAUAACCUAAGAUGCAGCAAAUCGUUUUCCAUCAUUUUAUUCAACCAUAAAACUACCUCCAAGGAGAAUCUCAAACGCAAUAGCAACUAAAAGGCAGCAGCAGCAGCUGAGUUUUCUGAGCCAUGGCAGAUGAGUUUAACACAGGAACAAACUGGUGGGAUUCAUCUAGAACUGCUGGUUCUUCAUCUUCAUCUUCUGGGCUUAAUAAUAGCCUUGGUUGGGCGACUGAGAUGGCUGAUAUCAAAGCAGCAGCUGCUGCGAGGUCUUCCAUGGAUUCCGUCUCAUCGGGUAGUUCGGUUGUUUUCCAGGACAACCAGAAGCUUCAAGCUAUGGAUUUGCAAAUGAUGGGUUUGGGACUUUCUUCUCAAGCCAUGGAUUGGAAUCAAGCUUUUCUGCGUGGGGAGAAGAGUGAGACUAGUUUCAGGUCUAUGCUUCAAGACCAUAGCUUGAGUACAUCAAAUACAAACUAUCAUCAUCAGCAAAUGAAUAGAGGGUUUUCACUUGAUCAAUCCCAGUUUAGUCCUCAUGGAAGUUCCAGUGAUAGCACCGUGACUUGCCAUGGUUUGCCUUCGAGUUUUCCGAUGGAUUCGACGGCGGCCUUAUACGGGAGCCCUUCCACGAUUCUGCAAGGACUAUUGGGAUCUGAGAAUCAACCACAACAACAACAACAAUCUUCUUACGAGAAUCGCUCCAUCAAUUAUCAAUAUGGAAUGAACACAAAUGAUCAAUUGUUACCUAAUUCUUGGUCCAAAGUCCCACAGUUCUUGAGCAGCUCACCACCAAAACAUCAUCAUCAACAACAACAUCAGCUCCAUGGCCAGUUACAUUUCUCAAACAAUGCUCCUUUUUGGAACCCAUCUGCAGCUCCCAUGGCUGAUCAUGUUAGGCCUGGGGUUUUCCCUUCAUUGCAAACCCAAUUUCCAACAGGAAAUUUCGAUGAAAAACCAAAGCAGAAUAUAUCAGAAGUUCGGGACUCAAGCACUGUGGUGAAGAAAAGUGGAAACGAACCCACUUCUAAAAGGCCCCGAAAUGAAAACCCAUCAACUAUGCCAGCUUUUAAGGUGAGAAAAGAGAAGAUGGGAGACAGAAUCACUGCACUCCAACAAUUGGUUUCACCUUUCGGAAAAACUGAUACAGCCUCAGUGCUCUCUGAAGCCAUUGAAUACAUAAAAUUCCUCCAUGAACAAGUCAAUGUUCUAAGUACCCCAUACAUGAAAAACAACGAAGCUGUCAUACAACACCAGCGGAAUCCUGAGAAAUCCAAGGACCCUGAAGGUCCUAACCAAGAUCUAAGAAGUCGAGGACUAUGCCUGGUGCCGGUCUCGAGCACGUUCCCAUUGACACAUGACUCGCCGGUCGAUUUCUGGACACCGACAUUUGGAGGAACUUUCAGGUAGAAAGUGAAGAGGAAAAAAAAGGGUCCGAUAGAUAGAUAGAUAUCUGUAAAUGGAACAGAUUCUCUGCAAUGUUAUUGUACAUUCUUAUCAGGAAAUCAAAACCCUAGCCAAGUUGUUUGUGUGGAAUGAAUGAAAGAAAGUCCGCACUGAAAGGUGAAGUCCCAAAAGGGGAAAAAAUGAAGGACUCUUCAAAGAAGAGGGGGCCAACAACAGGCAAAAUGAAGCAAGGAUUUGGGCACUGUUGGGGGACCA
Messenger RNA from Hibiscus syriacus, 1770 nucleotides. Its product is annotated as transcription factor bHLH123-like. Bases 244 to 1518 code for a protein of 424 amino acids. The record is from RefSeq and is a predicted model, not a curated record. The transcript is spliced from 7 exons. Gene Ontology annotation, biological process: regulation of transcription by RNA polymerase II. Lineage: Eukaryota; Viridiplantae; Streptophyta; Magnoliopsida; Malvales; Malvaceae. Gene Ontology annotation, cellular component: nucleus. Gene Ontology annotation, molecular function: RNA polymerase II cis-regulatory region sequence-specific DNA binding; DNA-binding transcription factor activity, RNA polymerase II-specific; protein dimerization activity.